GAAAGUUUUAUUUCAUUUUUUGCUUUAAUUUAAUAAUUAUCAUUAUAAAACUACUUUAAAGUAUUAAAUUAGAGUUUAAUUAAGCGAUGAAACAUAAAAUUUUGUAUGAAUUUCGCGAUUUUGUUCCGUAUUUCACAACGUAAACAUACGCAUGGUUUGUAGAGGUUAUGUUCAAUUUUAAUCCAAAUCUCUUUUAAUUAACUUUUAUAAUAAGUUGUGAUUUGAAUCGUUUGAAUAUGACUGUUUAGUCAUUAUAAAUCCCAAGUAAUUCAAAAUGCCACAAAACGAGUACAUUGAACGUCAUCGCAAACUCCACGGUCGUCGUUUAGAUUAUGAAGAACGUAAAAGGAAACGUGAGGCGCGUGAACCCCAUAAACGUGCCCAAACAGCUAGAACACUCAGAGGAAUCAAAGCAAAGAUUUUCAAUAAAGAAAGGCGCAAUGAAAAGAUUCAAAUGAAAAAGAAAAUUAAAGCCCAUGAAGAAAAGAAAAUUAAGAAAUCGUCGGAGAAAGUUUCGGAAGGAGCCGUUCCUGUUUAUUUAUUGGACAGAGAUGUUCAACAAAGAGCUAAAGUUUUAUCAAAUAUGAUUAAACAAAAAAGAAAAGAAAAAGCCGGAAAAUGGGAUGUUCCAAUUCCGAAAGUGAGGGCCCAAGCAGAUUCUGAAGUUUUAAGGGUGGUAACAUCUGGGAAAACAAAGAGGAAAGCUUGGAAAAGGAUGGUUACUAAAGUGACAUUUGUUGGGGAGGGAUUUACGAGGAAACCGCCGAAAUUUGAACGUUUCAUUCGACCUAUGGCGCUAAGAUUUAAAAAGGCUCAUGUAACUCAUCCAGAAUUAAAAGCUACUUUCCAUUUGCCGAUUAUUGGGGUUAAAAAGAAUCCUUCUUCGGCUAUGUUUACGAGUUUAGGGGUUAUUACUAAGGGUACGGUUAUUGAGGUUAACAUUUCCGAAUUGGGGUUAGUUACGCAAGCGGGUAAAGUUGUGUGGGGUAAAUAUGCGCAAGUUACGAAUAACCCAGAAAAUGAUGGAUGUAUAAAUGCUGUAUUAUUGGUUUAAAUGAAUAAAAAUUUUUAAAAAAGCAAA
Molecule: messenger RNA, 1081 nt
Organism: Onthophagus taurus
Lineage: Eukaryota; Metazoa; Arthropoda; Insecta; Coleoptera; Scarabaeidae
Gene: Ip259
Product: NSA2 ribosome biogenesis factor-like IP259
Source: RefSeq, a predicted model, not a curated record